AUUAAAUAUUCCUUGCUUUGCGUGCGCUUGUAUUUUUUUUAUUUUCUAAAAUUUGAAGAAUACUCUGAAAUAUUUCGACAUCCAGUUUGGAAGUAAUAUUUUUCACGCAAUUAAUCGAACUAAAAUUAAAGUGUAAUCUAUAAAUAUACCGAAUUGACAAGAAAUAUUUUACUAAGAAGCUCGUAUUUAUAUUUAUCAUUAUACAGGAUAAAAUAUGAGUGUAAAAUAAUACGCACAAGUAGAAUGUUAUUUAUCGUUUAUCGAUUAAAGGUUUUUGUGAUAAUUUGUAGAUAUUAUUUUUGUCGUGAUUAUUUACAAUUGUUAAUGGUACAUUUAUUAUUUGCAAUUUUUAAUAAUACGGAUGUGUAAUGCAAAAAGAACUCUAUCAUUGCUGCGCGAGACAACGUUCAUACGCAUUUCCAAGUACUUUAUGUCACGUAAACCGGGCGUAAACGCGUGUCCGCGAGUAACGAUAAAAUGUGUGUUUAUCAAACCAAAUUCCGUCAGGAAAAUGCGAAAGAUCGUAUGGACACGCGACGGGUAACGGCGAGGCGUUUUGUACGCACGAUUUCACCUGUGUGUGCGACGCGUGCGGGUGAGACUCGUGAGUAGAGUCUACACGGCAAUUGAAUUUCGCAAUGGCUCGAUAAUUCGCAAUUAAACCGUCUACCCGACAUUGUUUCACAGUGAAUGGGCUCGCGUGCAAGCGCGAAAGAGACCGCGACCAAUAACCAAUAAAAAGAGCUUGCGUUUAUAGGUAGCUGUAAGCUCAACGAUUGUAAUGGUUGAUUAUAUUGAACGGUAAUAGAGGUAAUCUGAAUUUCUCUCAACGCAAACGUUACGACGUGAACGGUGUCCUUGCGCAUAUGCUGGAUUAUCGUGUUUUAAUUUGAGAAAUAUUUUUCGACCGGUUCAGCAAGGUGAAUUGGUUUCGCGUCUUAUUAUCGGUAUAAUUUAUUUCGUUAGAAAAAAAAAAUGCUGGAAAGCAAAUUAAUAUAUUUGCAGCGAAGAUAGAUCGUGCUAGCAGGUGAUUGAUUAAUAUUUUGCUUGUAGAACUUGUUUUACAUUCGAGAGGUUCAACUUUAGAUACGAGCAAGGAGAUAAUAUUGAUAAUGUAACACAUCAACUUUAGUUAUGGAUGUGCGUGCUUAUAUAGAGGCAUUAUAUCCCUUAACUUAGGAACAUUAAAAAAUACAUAAGUAUUCGAAAUUGACCCGCGAUCCUUAUGUGCUUUUAAUGACAGAUAUUGUGAGGCUGAACAUUAUUUAGUAUAAAAUGUCAUAACGGAAUUGUGGUGAUAUGUGGAAAUGAACGUGAUAAGUUUAGUCAGCAAGACAGCGUGUUAGUGACGUCGUGUUAGUGCAAAGUGCGUAGAGCAGCUAAUUUGCAUCCCGUUACGUUCCUUGGAUUGUUAAUUGACGAAAACGUGUCACCUUUUCAGACGUCAAGAUAGUUUGGCGAAACGGUGCUGCUAACAAAACUAAGUGCAUUCGUAAUUCCGGCAACUCGAUUCUGCGGACUUCGACGACUGGAGGGAGGAACGGGUAAUCGCUGCGCAUCUGCCCACAAGGCACGUUGCAAAUUGUUGAAAUUAAGGUGGUGACGAACAGACUCGUGGGAACGGCGCGGAUACUUCCCUGUGAAACUCGCCGCGAGUGAUCAGCGAAGCGGGAAAGUGGCCGACGGCACUCGAAGCCUCAAGACUGACCCGGAAGACAACGCGCGAUUUAUUUACAUGCGGCCGAGAGCGCAAGCUCUGCGGCACAUGAAAGACACAAGUAAAUUACUGGUUCGACUUCGGGCGUUGCUAAUCGGCUUUUCCGGAGAGCGCGGAGAGCACCAAUUCUCUAUAGAGAACUCGCUCGCGACCGUGCCACCCGGCGGUGCAUUAAAACGGCGCGGGAAAUUCGUCGGGGACGAAGAGAUAAAAUAAGGAAAAAGCUUCGCUAAAACAUUCAGCGAGCGCGAACCGGCGCCCACGGACGUGCAUCGGACUUGCUUAUUACGGAAAUCCAGUUUGUUGGAAUGAGGCUUUGAAGUUUCUAUCGCUCGCCGACGAACCGUGCUCCACCUCUUUCCGCUGCCAUUCGUUUUUUGCACCCGGAGCCGAAGGAAAGAUGGGAGAGCGGAAAACUGAGCGGCUUCGCAUUCAGACGAAUUCCAAUCCACAUUCCAGCUAAGACGAUCCCGCUAUGGAAAAAUGACGGAAGUGUCCGCUCUACGUACGAUCGAGCGUCCCUUUGCUGUCAGAAGAUCCUUCCAGGACAUCAUUCAGUCGAGCGAUUUCGACCGCGCGUCGUAAUAAGAAAUCGACAGUGACGAAAAUCAAAGUGACAGCUGGCCGAAUGACGCCAGCAAAUUUGAGUGCUGGUCGAGGAAACGCGAGGAGAUAUCCGUCCCCUAGAUUAUAGCUCGCGCGUAACUUCAGUCAUGCGGCUGUGGCGAUUGAGUCUACGAGAUUCGAGGACGCGCGUACGAAGAAAACCCUAUUAUAAAACUCUAUUCCUGCCGAGAGUCUCGCUUGAUUGUCGCCAAUUCUGAUGAUUCCAUGUGAUCACACGCACAAUCGUGACGCACAAUCGUACGCGCAAUCGUAAACCAACAGUGUCGUGAAUUAACGAUUGCGUCUGAAAACAGAUAUAACGAGACCUUUGACAUGUUACGCGUAUCAUCACGAAACGCGAGGUUAUCAACGAGAGCCUUUCAUCUUCGGCCAUUAACUCGUCACUAGAAGUAAGUGGUGAAUAGCAAAUGCGCGCAUACGGCGACAUAUCCGGUAAUAGACGUGAAACUGACGUCGACAGGACACGGUGACUCUGUAGAUAGGACAAAGGAAAGAGGAUGGAGAAGGACAACGUUAGACAUUACAGAGCUUACGAGGGCUUCAAGCCGGCUAACAACGGCAACACCUCGUCCCUGAAAAGAUCGACGUCGGAUCGCUCGAAGACGCAUUCGUCUCGCCAAGUGAGAUGUCUGUGCUUCGGCGGUGUGCCUGACAAGGCUAGUCAACAUUCUUUCCUGAAAGGGUUUAUCAUAAACCUCGGGAUAUGCGCCCUGCUCGUGGCUUACACCCUAUUGGGCAGCUUCAUUUUCCUGGCCAUCGAGAGCGGGACCAUCGACGGCGUUGGCCUGCAACAAAGGACCCUCGCCACCACGAUAGCCGGAAAUCAGCACACCAGAAGAAACACUAGCGCUUGGAUAAAACAGCUGAAUCACGAGGCCCGGACGAAGACAGUGGAGAACAUAUGGAUAAUCACGGAGCAUUUGAACGUGCUCUACCGUGAGAACUGGACAAAGCUGGCCGACCAGGAAAUCGCGCGAUUUCAGGACCAACUAGUGAAAAGGAUCACGGAGGACAUGAUGGCGACCCAGAAUGCCGGGACGUAUACCGGGAGCUCCGCCAGCGAGACUGUAACGGAACGCCGUGUGCCGGAGUACGAGUGGAACUUUGCAAAGGCAUUCCUCUAUUCUCUGACAGUGCUCACCACAAUCGGUUGCGGAAGUAUCGCGCCGAAAUCCACUUGGGGCAAAGUUGCGACGAUGGGUUACGCCAGUCUCGGGAUACCGUUGACCUUGGUCUACCUGUCAAGUGCGGGGGGCCUCCUGUCGAGAUGCGCCAGAGGCGUCUUCACACGUGCUCUUUGCUGCUGCCUCUGCUCGAAUUGCGGCUACUGUUGCUACGACGAGAGGCGGAUGCAGGAAAAAGAGCGGCGGAUGAGAAAAAAGCGACAGCAGGAGGAGCUGGCGCAGCAGCAGCAGCAACAGCUACAGCUGCAGGAGCCCUUUUACGUUCGCGCGAACGCAUCGACGUUCACCAGCACCGUGGAAAUUAAGGCCAGCCCGAAAGACGAAGUUUCGAGUCUCGGCUCGGGCGACAGGCCGAAUGUUACCAUACUCGCGCCGAUCAGUAUCUGCCUCGGCGCGAUGUUGUGCUACAUCGUUGCCGGAGCAUUCACCCUGCACAAACUGGACGGCUGGUCAUUCGUAGACGCAAGCUAUUUCUGCUUCAUGAGCCUAAGCACCAUCGGCUUCGGCGACAUGGUGCCCGGUUCUUAUCCUCGCCACACCCUCGCCGACUCGAGAAACGUGACAGUCUGGUUCUGCUCCUGCUACAUAAUGUCAGGAAUGGCCCUGACGGCGAUGUGCUUCAACAUUCUCCACGACGAGAUCGUCCACCGACUGAGUCACCAGACGGACAAGUCGGAGCCGGUGAAGCCGAGCUCGUCCGUAGAUGAGCUAUCGACGGAUCCGUUCGCGCUGACCUCGUGACAAUUUCCGUCGGGCAAUCUGUGCCACAGGAACGGCACCGACGAGAACAAUAUAUGUGGCACUGAACCACCUACCAAUAUAUUUGCGCACGAGAACGAAAUCAACAUCCUGAAGGACACCUUCAAUCAAGUGGACGUUACCAGAGAUUGCAAGCCGAUCCUGAAGCUCGAGGAUCACGUCCCGCCGAUCUCUGCCGUCUACAUGUUGCCCAAGGUCGACGAAGAGGCCGAGGAAAAUACGGAAAUGUGAAACUUGGACGCGGAUUUCCGGAGAUUGACGGUCCGGCGGCCGGGUCCAAUCAACUGGAGAUUACCCAGCAGCGUUUUUACGGAACGUAACCCAGAUGGAUAGGUAUCUAUAACACGUUGUACAUGCUAAAGUCGUGUUGUCAGAUCGCGACGAGAAGACGACUUUUUUGUUGAGUCUAUUGUUAACGUUUAAAUUCACAGUUUAAACAUGCUAAGACGUAAAGUCCGAAAAUAACGGCGCCCAAAAAUUUACACCUUUGCUUUUUUUAUCAAGAACGUAGAUUAUAGCGUUGUAAAACUUUUCAGAUGUGAAAAUUUAUAGGCAAUUCUAAUUGUUACACAAUUCAUUAAAGUUACCUACUAAUAUCGUCUUUUUCGUAAUUUGAUAAACGAUUGUGAGCAACGUUUUUUACGUUGCAACGUUUUUUACACUGUCUCAAUAUAUGCUACUUCACGUGUCUAGAUUCAACGAUUAAUGAUGGAAUCAUUAAUACGUUUCCAUUAGUGAUAAUACUAAUGAGCAUAAAUGAACGUAUGAACAGUGCGCUAUCCGGGACACAUUCGAACAAUUAAAUAAAAUGAUAAGUGCUUGAACCGUUGACGCAAGUAGGACAUUCUCCUUGAAAUCGAUGCAAGAUAAAUCUCAUUUUCGCCCAUGAUAAAAGUGACAUAUAAAUUGACAUAGAAAUGAAAAUUCUACAAUUUCAAAUUUUUUUAUUGCUCCAAUAAUUCUUCCCUUCGUCUCGAAACUUGUGUAUCACAACUACAAUUGAAAUGAAAUUGUAUUGUAUUUUAAUUUAAAAGUAUUAUAAUAUAUUUGUAACUAUGCGCCGUGUUUUUGAUAAAUACAGUACGUUGUAUAAAAGUUCUAAGUAAGAGGCACCAAGAUAAGCAAAGUCUCUCGGAUGCCGUAGAAAUUUCUUGAACUUCCACCGGACGUUGCCAGACUAAUUUUGAAGUGUCUUUAAUAAAUGUUUGCCGGAUAUUGCUGGAAUACGGAGUUACUUCUCUUGCACGAAAACAGGAUGUUACAUGCUGGAAGGAUAAAUGCAAAUGGCACUGCCAAAGUUUACUUUACGCUGAUUAAGGGCACAAAUUAUUAUUAAGGGUACGUAUAGCGUUUAGCAAGGUACGGAUGCGCCAUUUAAAGGCACUUGUAAAUGAACAGUCGCGUCCGCAUCCGUGUAACUUAAAGUAAUGCGGAUUAAUUAAAGAAAUCACGAAGAGUGUAAAAUUCCAGGAGCCACGAGUAAUUAUCUAUUACGACUCGGACAUUCGCGUACCGGCAUUAACGGAAUUACGUUUACAUCGUCGAUAAAAUGAAUAGAGCAAAUGACCGGCAUAAAAUAAUUUCCCAAGGGGCAAUGGUGCAUUUCAUUCGCGGCCGGUAUGCCGUUCGUGCGCGGAAAUGUUGAGACUCCACUCUUUUAUUUCCCUAUCUUCCUCAUUCGCGUCACGUACCGCUGCUGUUUCCUAAGAAAGCCGUGGAAUCGACUGAAAAAUUGAUAUUUCUUCAAUAUAAAUAACGUCUUAAAAAAAUACAGCGUCUUAAAGAAUGCUUUAGACAGUCCCCGCGAAAACGAAAUACCAAGAUAAAAUUUUAAAAAUGUAAUUCUACAUAAAUAUAAAUAAAGACGGUGCGCGCAUCAAAGAUGCACGUACGGAUCUUCGACCAUGAGCCUUGAAGAUUUGUCAGAUUCUUCCCUCGAGGAGAUCAAUGUAGCUGUUGUUGCGGAAGUACCUUUGCAAUUUCGUUUUACGAUCUAUCUUCGCGAAAGCAGUCUGACUUAUAAUAAAACAGCAGAUCCGGCAACUCCGUUCUUCGGCAAAUUAACAUAUCUUUCGACCAAUAUUAUAAUUUCAUGGCAAGUUACGAGGGAAUUCUUCUUUACGGGAUCCUUUCUCUUGAAAUUAAUUUCCAAUAGUGUCGAAUUUAUGCUUGACAGCGAUUCCUUUAGCGAAAUAACACGGGCAAUAUCAAUUUGAGCAAAAUCAAUCUAGACGUUGGCGCGGAUGACUUGAGCGCGGCUCGCCCGCUUAAUAUUCAAUGAGACCUCGAGGACGUCCUGGCUUGCGAACGGGAACCGACUUAAUGUUUCUACACGCCUACUUAGAUAGGGACAUGUAAGGAUUUUUUAUAUUUCCGUACUUAAGCGUUCUUCACGAAGCGAGCGCGGUUCUUGUCUGUAAUAUAACUAAGCUAUCGACCCUCUCGGCAUCUAGCUCCGGACAGAUUGAGGGUACACACGUACGCGCGGUUACUCGCACGCAUACCCGCUUAUCGAUCGAUCUGUCACGUUUUCCUACGUCCCCGCGAUUCUACCGAACUGUAAUUUCAAUCACACUGUCGUACGUGGAAAGCUGCGAAGAUAGCGAACCGAUUGUCGUUGAACAAUGAUUACAUUUUCCGAGUGCGGUGUGAGCGACAUCUAAAAUGGAGGGAUCAUUUAAAGGUAUUAGGCGAGCUCGAGCCGGCGAGGCGACUAGGUUUGCUCGCCGAGCGAUAGAACAUGAUUGGUUCUUACCCCUGGAUCCAACCAAUCAUGUUCAAUUGCUUGACGAGCAGACCUAGAAAAAUCUUCCCUCCUUUACCGGCUCGAACUCGCUCAUUAACUCGUUCGAGUGAAAGGUUGCCUACGAAAUAUAAUUUUGACCCUCAACCGACACACUAUAUCGGAUUCGAUAUUUUGCCACACGUGGGUGUACGUCACCCAACCAUUUUCAAUCGCGUAUAUCUCUGUACGUAAUGCACGGAAUUUAAACAAUUUUUUUUUUAAUCGAUACGCCAGAAGGCCAAGAAGAAGAAUGAACAGAUGCAAAAGUCGAGAAGUUGAAUAUAUUCGAAAUAUUCAGGAGAGAAGGAAACGAAUUCUUUUUUUUUUUAACAGCCCGGAUAUACGAAACCCAGUGUGUCAGCUGAGGGUUGACUGCAGUGUUAACUAUCGGCGAAUUGAGACGCGAUCGUUUGCUCAGCGAUAAUUGUAGCGGGGUGUUGUAACAUUGUAAUAAUAAUUAGCAACGUGUUGUUCGUUACACUGCCAUCGGCCGGACGCCAGAAUCAAAUGGACGAAUGAAUGAAAUCAAAUUCUGUGCUCAAGAACAAUAACUAAGGUACUUACGGAUAGGACAUUAAUCCCUAAGGAUAUUGCGUUUAGAACACGACUAUCCCCGUUCUUUCAUAUUGAUAUUCGAAUAGUCUACGAGAAAAGUGCGUAAAACAAAGCGUAACUGUGAAUUAGCCGAUUAUUUGCGCCGCGUUAUGGAGCGAUCACCUGCGCGCGCGGCGAUUAAUGUUGUGAGCAUGCCACACCACCUAUAUGUUGCCGCAUUAAAUAUUCGUUACAUAUCUCUCUUCGCGCAACUAUAGAUAACAUAUAAUUUAAAAUUCAACGUAAAGCUAGAAUAAAAUGUAUAUGUUAAAUUCGACUCGUAUUUUUUUUAUACUAGAUAGUCCUUUGCGAGUACGAUAUGUAAAAAAAAUUGCGCCGGACCGACGCGGAAGCUCGUCACGCAGAGGGACGAAAUGGUCUGUUCCCUGUAACAUAUCAUACGGUAUAAGGGAUUUUGUCGGCCGGUCUCGUCACUUACGAGCGAUCGUACGUACGUCACCUCGAUAUUAAAAGCGCCGAGCGAAUCGCUGAGAAGGCCCGCGUCGCCGCCGGCGCAACUUGCAGGCGAGAGAAUUUCGUACGGUGUCUAAUGACAAUCGAUACUGGCUUGAGCAGUUGCUAGAGUUAUCGUUAUCACUCCGUCGGUGAUUCGAUGGAGGGUCGUGGCCGGCAGCCAAGACAAACUUUACUUUGGUGCUCGUACCAGGCCAUCCAGCCAUCGAUCCAACCUACCCGCCCGUACAAACUUCCUCACACUCGAGUUCGAGUCGAAACGCGGGCGCUUGCUCCAAGCUGGCGCUACGGCGAUUUGUUGCGAGAAUCUAUUUACAACUUUCCAUAUACGUCCCCGUGUACGCGAGGAAUCGUGCAAUAACCGCCGGCGUGUCGCGAUUGCGAAUGCCGGAGGAAAUGCUUAAAAGUUGGCCGCCGCCGCCGCUGUCGCGUUCCUUGGUUAAAAAGAUGGAGCACCGCGAAAAAUGGAAAGGAAGACACAGGGAGAAUGAUAUCGCGCGCGAUCGAUAUUUCGUAUAACGCCCUCUGAUUAAAGUUUUAUUAAUCGAUAUUCUUGUAUGGUACUUAGGACUUACGGGUUUCCUUUUUGGUCGCGCUAUUUUAGAUCGCUUUUAAUUCUUUCACGAAGUUUCCUCUCGAGAUAAUAGACUCAUUUACGAGGUGAACUUGUGAAGCGAAUUAAAGUUUGACGUAACUUUUCACUGCGGAUAUUGAAUUCGUUAAAUGUAAGUGAAUUUGGCUACAUCAAGAAAACAUAUAUAUCGUAUCGUAUCAUCACUUUGCUACUCGCGAGGUGAGGAAGAAAGUUACAAAAAUAAAUAAAUAAAGCGUGCAACCUUGCAUCCUCCGUUAAAAAUUUUUUUAAUUAAUAUCAAUUGAUCAUCCAAUACCUCAAUGCGAUUUUAUAUUAUGCGAUUUUUUUUUUAUAUUCGCCGUUUCGUAAAACUUACACUGUAUCUUCCUCGAUAACAAAAAGGACGGUAUUACGGUACUCUCAUUUCUAUUCUUUUAUUCCAUUAUUCUUUCCUUUUCUUCUACUUGUAAUUUUUUUAACGAAUUGUGAGAUGGGAAUGCAUUAUUUCGCGAGCAUUGAGGCGAAAGGAGAAGUCCUUAUUUUCCUAGAUUAGCAUAAUUACCGUUGCAAUAUACAGCAGAUUGUGGCCAGCAAUUUUUUACGUCCAUACAUAACGCUGUCUAUGAGCCCAGAACGUGGUCCCAGCGCGGCGAAAGUCCAGGCCGGCUUCUCUCCUUUCAGGAUUUUCUUUCCUACGUACCUCCUCAUCUUUCGCCCUUACGUUCCGGUUUCCUCUGUCGUACUCCAGGGAAAUAUAACCGAGUUCAAAGCUCUCGAUGGUCGACACGAAACUUUAGCGCGACAAUUUUGCACGAGAAAUAUCCAAUGAAAGUCAAACGCCACGGGAUUCAGCCUCAUCGGUGCGUUUCAACCUUGAGAGGGGGAGGGGGAGAGAGAGAGAGAGAGAAAAAAAACGAGAGGAGGAAAGCAAAGCCAGCCCGACCUUCCAGCGGCCGACUUAAUGGAAUUAAUGGUUCUCUGCUGUCGCCUUACAUAUUCAUUCUGCGCGCGAAUCAGCCUGUGAGCCGUCUGAGUUUUCGAAAACUUCAGAAAGUCGAAUCUAUGUCUCUUGAUACUCAAUUGCGCUUCUACCCAGGGCAAUUAGUGUGUUCCUGCUACUUCCGGCUACUAUCAUUUCAAAGGAUCCGAGUAAAGUGCUACUAAAUUAAAGCAAACUCACUUCGCACAAAGUUAGCAAUAUUUGAUCAAUGUGCUUACUUGUAAUUUAUUCAUUUUCAUCUCGCUUUAUUUUGUUCUCGUCCCCUCGCAGCCCGCGUAGAACAUCCCCGGCGAGGGAUUAAUUUAAUAGCGUUUUCUUUUCACGAGAAUAAAAUAGCUAUUCAUGUAUUUCGGUUUAAGGCGAACGUUAAAUAGAUAAGUGUUUGCCAUCCGGUGGAAUCGUUAUCGUUGCUACUGAAGCGAAAUGUCGAAGAGAAAUUGCAGGAGAGGAAAUCUCGGAAGACAGAUGAUAUCCCCCCCUCCCCCUCCAGAAGUGAAAUCUCAUUUAUAAAUAUCUGAGUUGCAACAAUAUCUUAACGAUAUAAUUCCACUUCCGUAAUUAAUGAAUUAACGAGAUUUGCUUCUGCCGUCCUUCUAUAUCGCAAGUCUUAUACGAAAGUGUGCGUGUCUCAGUAUUGUAACAUUUCAGCACAAAUUGAUAGUAAACGCAAUUAUAAUAAAUGUAUUACCGACUCAUAUUUCGACAUACUUUCGUCUCGUCUCCUUGUAACAAGUUUACGAUUAUUUAUUACAUUUACUGUAAUGCUAAAGUGAAAUAAAAAUUGAAUUUCUUUUAUUUUUUUUCUUUCUGUGCCAUCAACUGUACCAUUUUUAAGAUAACGCAUAACGUAAUCGAAUCUGCAAGCCUCUGUUCAUAAAGCGAAAUAUAUCGAUACAUACCAACGUUAAUGAAAUAUUACUUGUACAUAGAAUUAAUAUGUGACUGUACGAUAACAUUAUAUUAGUAUUUAUUGUUAGAGCGUCAAGUCCAGUUAUUUCGAGUCGUAUUCGUCACGGCUCGCUUGUCGACCGCUUUCACUGAAGCUCACGAUUGUAAAUACAAUAUUGUCCUAGAGUGUAAUAGACGUGAAUGUGAACAAAUCUUGUUAGAUCUUGUUAUCGAGCAACAACAAAAAUAAUUUGGGAAAAAUUCUUCCACUACUGUAAUACCGAUUGAUAUAUCAAUUUAUUUCUUUCGUCAAUGUGAGAGAGGCAAAUUAAAUGUUGCAAAUGUGCGAGAAAUGUCCGUGCCGGAUUUCGAUUGAUUCACGUGACUCUAUCGUUAAUAGAGCUUAGGGAUCAUUCAUUCCUGCCGUCGUGUUGCGUUAAAAACGUACGAGACUUUGUGUAAAAUACAUUGUUAUUUUCAGAAUAGAGCACACACAUCGGGAAGCAAAGUAAUCGUUCGUCUAAAGAUGCUGCAAUAAAUAAGCUUGAAAAAUUAACGAUGGCAUCUGAUUUGCGAAAGGCUUUAAGUGAAUAAAUGAUCUCGAAAUUUCUAAACUAUCGCUAGAGAUUAUGGAAGAGAGAAAUAUAAGAUGUUUGCUAAGUAACGUACAAUGCGACAGUAAUCCCUUCCGUGCUCGGCUCAUAAAUCAUCUCAAUAAUUCUUUGCGCGAGCAGAGGAAAUCUUAAUAAAUGUCUGAUUCUCUAAACUUCGCGCGCGCGUCGUCGAUCAAAACAAAGUUUUCUAUACGCUUAUAGCGACCUGCUGUGUCCGCGAAUUAAUCAUAGUUAAAGUUUUCCCGAGGUUCGCUUAUGAACUCAUUUUUUUCCCGACGAUCAUGCAUUCCUAGAAGAUACACAAGCAUCUGGAACGAACUUUACGAUCCCCGUCUUGAUAAGGUCUUACGAUGUUCAGGGGGAUAACGCACAAUUUUUACCGUGUACUUUACAAAUUGUUUUAAAAGCAAUCGUUUAGGAAGUAUCCGAGAUGCAGAGUACUGAGAUGUCAGAAAGGCGUAUACACUAUCGUCUCUCAGAUUACACACGUUGUAUACCGAAAAACUAAGGUCUUACAUUAUAUUCUGUAAAUAGCUGUGAUGGCGAGCAAGGUGCGGAGUAUUGGCCGACGAAAUUGUAAAAUACGAAGCGAACGAUUUGCUGGAUAUUGUACGUCUGUAUAAUCAUUUGUCAAGCAAUGUAUUCUACGAUAGGAGAUAAUAAAGAAGACUUAUCAAAAA
Solenopsis invicta (red fire ant) is the source of this 11896-nucleotide messenger RNA. RefSeq names its product TWiK family of potassium channels protein 9. Gene Ontology annotation, molecular function: potassium ion leak channel activity. Gene Ontology annotation, cellular component: membrane. The transcript is spliced from 9 exons. The coding region runs from base 2842 to 4269 and encodes 475 amino acids. Gene Ontology annotation, biological process: potassium ion transmembrane transport; stabilization of membrane potential. Lineage: Eukaryota; Metazoa; Arthropoda; Insecta; Hymenoptera; Formicidae. The record is from RefSeq and is a predicted model, not a curated record.